AGUGAAGCUGAGCCUGGCCUCGCAAGCUCCAAGAGGACCACCUCCUGAGACAGUUCUUUCUCCCCUGUUCUUUCUCCAAGCUCCCCUCCUGCCCUUCCUUCCUGCCCAGUACAAUGCAUUUUUGACUGGACGCGUCUGGACUCCAAACAGCCCCACAGAGCCGGAGCAAGCCACAGAGAGAGGACUGGAGCCAAGACACUCUGGUGGGGAGCUUGGAUGCCUGGCUCUCUUUGAGGACAUCUCUGGAGCAAGGGUGGCUUUGGGGUUGGGGGUUGCACUGCAGGGAAUCCAGCCAGGCCCCAAGAUGGACACUUCUGGGCACUUCCAUGACUCAGGGGUGGGGGACCUGGAUGAAGACCCCAAGUGUCCCUGUCCAUCCUCCGGGGAUGAGCAGCAACAGCAGCAGCAGCAACCGCCACCACCACUGCCAGCACCACCAGCAGCCCCCCAGCAGCCCCCAGGACCCCCGUUGCAGCCUCAGCAGCAGCAGCAACCGCAGCAGCAGCAGCAGCAGCCUCAGCAGCAGCAGCAGCAGCAGCAGCAGCCACCGCAUCCCUUGUCUCAGCUCACCCAACUCCAGAGCCAGCCCGUCCACCCUGGCCUGCUGCACUCCUCUCCCACUGCUUUCAGGGCCCCCCCUUUGUCCAACUCCACCGCCAUCCUCCACCCUUCCUCCAGGCAAGGCAGCCAGCUCAAUCUCAAUGACCACUUGCUUGGCCACUCUCCAAGUUCCACAGCCACAAGUGGGCCUGGUGGAGGCGGCCGGCACAGGCAGGCCAGCCCCCUGGUGCACCGGCGGGACAGCAACCCCUUCACAGAGAUUGCCAUGAGCUCCUGCAAGUACAGUGGUGGGGUCAUGAAGCCCCUCAGCCGCCUCAGCGCCUCCCGGAGGAACCUCAUCGAGGCUGAGCCCGAGGGCCAACCCCUCCAGCUCUUCAGCCCUAGCAACCCCCCGGAGAUCGUCAUCUCCUCCCGGGAGGACAACCAUGCCCACCAGACUCUGCUCCAUCACCCCAAUGCCACCCACAACCACCAGCACGCCGGCACCACCCCCAGCAGCACCACCUUCCCCAAAGCCAACAAGCGGAAAAACCAAAACAUUGGCUAUAAGCUGGGACACAGGAGGGCCCUGUUUGAAAAGAGAAAGCGACUGAGUGACUAUGCUCUGAUUUUUGGGAUGUUUGGAAUUGUUGUUAUGGUGAUAGAGACCGAGCUCUCUUGGGGUUUGUACUCAAAGGAUUCCAUGUUUUCGUUGGCCCUGAAAUGCCUUAUCAGUCUGUCCACCAUCAUCCUCUUGGGCUUGAUCAUCGCCUAUCACACACGUGAAGUCCAGCUCUUCGUGAUUGACAAUGGUGCGGAUGACUGGCGGAUAGCCAUGACCUAUGAGCGCAUCCUCUACAUCAGCCUGGAGAUGUUGGUGUGCGCCAUCCACCCCAUCCCCGGCGAGUACAAGUUCUUUUGGACGGCGCGCCUGGCCUUUUCCUACACACCCUCUCGGGCAGAGGCCGACGUGGACAUCAUCCUGUCCAUCCCCAUGUUCCUGCGUCUGUACCUGAUCGCACGCGUCAUGCUGCUGCACAGCAAGCUCUUCACGGACGCCUCGUCCCGCAGCAUCGGGGCCCUCAACAAGAUCAACUUCAACACCCGCUUCGUCAUGAAGACCCUCAUGACCAUCUGCCCCGGCACGGUGCUGCUGGUGUUCAGCAUCUCACUGUGGAUCAUCGCCGCCUGGACCGUCCGCGUCUGCGAAAGGUACCAUGACCAGCAGGAUGUAACCAGUAACUUUCUGGGUGCCAUGUGGCUCAUCUCCAUCACAUUCCUUUCCAUUGGUUACGGGGACAUGGUGCCCCACACGUACUGUGGGAAAGGUGUCUGUCUUCUCACCGGCAUCAUGGGUGCGGGCUGCACUGCCCUCGUGGUGGCCGUGGUGGCCCGGAAGCUGGAGCUCACCAAAGCGGAGAAGCACGUUCACAACUUCAUGAUGGACACUCAGCUCACCAAACGGAUCAAGAAUGCUGCAGCCAACGUCCUUCGGGAGACGUGGCUCAUCUACAAGCACACGAAGCUGCUCAAGAAGAUCGACCACGCCAAGGUCAGGAAGCACCAGAGGAAGUUCCUCCAGGCUAUCCACCAACUGAGGAGUGUCAAGAUGGAGCAGAGGAAGCUGAGUGACCAAGCCAACACCCUGGUGGACCUUUCCAAGAUGCAGAAUGUCAUGUAUGACUUAAUCACAGAGCUCAAUGAUCGGAGCGAAGACCUGGAGAAGCAGAUUGGGAGCCUGGAGUCCAAGCUGGAGCAUCUCACCACCAGCUUCAAUUCUCUGCCCCUGCUCAUCGCGGACACACUGCGCCAACAGCAGCAGCAGCUGCUGUCUGCCAUCAUCGAGGCCCGGGGUGUCAGCGUGGCGGUGGGCGCCACUCACACCCCGCUCUCCGACAGCCCGAUCGGGGUGCCUCUACUUGGGAGCAGGAAGCUGAGAUGACAGGAAGCGACGCCCCUGGCAGGGCCCUUGCUGCAGAGUUGGUGGAGAACAGAAAUCCACGCUCAAUCUCAGGUGUUCGCCCGGGGGGCGGGGGUCAGACGCACUGACAUGGCCGGCAGUGAACCACCCGAAGAGGGGCCCGCUUCGGCAGGGGCGCGUCAGGCGUGGGGAAUGGGCUCCUUGCCACUGGGGUCCUCCGCACACCUCUCUCUUUUUCUUUUGUUUGAGGAAACUGCUGGAUGACAAAAGGAAAAGAGGGCUGCCCACAUGUUGCCCAAACAGGCAUUCUUUCUUUCCAUAUCUUAUACAAUCGUAAAGCCCAAUUUAGACAGAAAAAUGAAAAGCCAGAUUUUCCAUCCAAUAUCAAAACCCACAUAAACCCGUGUGUUUGCGAGUGUGCGCACACACACAUACAUCCCACACUCAACCCAGGUCUACUCUUGUUUGAACUUGACCCAAAUGAAAAGGGACCUGGCACCUUGCCUUGCACACGGUAGGAGUAGUUUGGGUCAGGGCACUCCCUAACUGUGUGCUGAGCUGUUUGAGUCUGACUGUGGGUGCUCUCAGUGCAGGCUGCAUGCCGGUGUUGGCCAGGUUCUGAGCUUCACAGGAAACGCGGGUCCUUCAAACACAACACAGGUUGCUCCAUCCUGGGUGUGCACCAUGUUUGCUUGGUUUGAGAUGAUGCCGUUGGCAUUCUGGACAGACAAGCGGCCUUCUAAAAAUGGCAGCUUUGCAGAGCUUUCUUCUUAUAUCCCAACAAGUCAUGUUCCUGUGGAGCACACGACCAGGUGUGUGCGUGUGAGGGAUGGGGACAGGACCUGCGCAUACGUGUGCCUCCACAUGCACUGACAAGUGCAACCCAGUCACACCCGAGUGCUGUCUGGGGGUUUGCUCAGCUCGGUUUACCCAGCAACAGGUUCCCAAAUCCAGAUGUUAGGGCUACAGGGCGGUCGGUGCCUCCUGGGGUCCCUUCUACCUGACCUGAAACCACCUCCGAAUGAAAGGCUCUGAGAAUUAAGGGAGCCCCUAGGGACUUGGGGGUCAAGCAGGUUGACACAGAUGCAUGGAUUUGUCAGUAGCCUGUCCCUGCUGUGCCGUGUUAACCUUGGUGCAAAACUCUCCUAACAUCUCUCAAACUCCAAGAGACUCCAGAAACAUCAAGAUCCAGUGUAGGGACAGGCCUUGCGAAGAGUGGCCUGUGGAGGCACAGUCAUUUCAUUGCUCCCAGACCUGCCCACACAUCACACGUGUGGUGUGAAAGCCACCGUGCUAUUCGUUGCUUUCUCAUUCGGAGGUCUUUGACUUCCAUUUGCGGGGAGUUAAGUGGUACUGCACGGAGCUUUCAUCUGUUUGGGGCAAAACGAGACUGCUGUGUGUGUGUGGUUCCCUGCCGGGUCCCCCUCUGUGCGGGGACGUCGUCACCCUUCCAAAGGCCGUGUGGGCUGCGCAGGCUCCUCUUCAGCAGGCUGGGCCUGGUCUUCAAAGAACAGGAUCAGUUGAAGGUAGAUGACCCUGGGACUAAUGCCACUCUUUCAAAAAGAUCUGGGCUCUUGCUAAACUUCUUUUAUCUAUUUUAUUGCUGUUGCCGUUCAUUUAAUGGUCUCAUGUUUAUUAUGACAGUCCCUUUGAACAUUUUCAUUGGUUGUUUUGAAUACCACAGAUGCCACACUUGCUGUUGGCUUUUUUUUACUUGUUCUUUUAACUAUUGACUACCUGAAAGAUCCCUCUCUUUUAUGUCCCAAGGAUGGCGCCCCUGUUUUCAGUGACAGCUCAGCUGAUCAGAUCAGCAGAUGUGUAAACAGAUGAAAUAACCAUGCGUUUCUUUGUGGCAUCAGUUUCAUUUCACAAGGUGAAGGCCACUGACAGGUCAGGCUGGGAGUGCCAGUUCUGGUCAUUUAAGCUACAGACCCCCACUUUCAGUUUCCGUUUGUACUUUCCAGUGAGCCGCAGCCCUGCGGUGUGUGCGCGCACGUGCACAUGCACACGCACACGCACACACAUGGCACUUCCGUCCCAUUUCCAAUGAAUGCUGCGCAAGACCACACCGCCACUCCCCUACCCAAAAGUGUGCGCAGACCGUCACUGACCCACCCCCAUCUGUGGAUGAUUCUUUGAUCCAUCAUGAAUGUUGUGCACUUAGUUAAACCCCCAAAGACCAAGCUAGCGACACUAAUAAAGGGCAUGGCUGGAUUCAUUUCCAGUACCGGUAGCCACUGAUGUCCUAGAAACACAUGGACAUUUGGGGCAUGAGUUGACCUAUUGGUAGUGCAAUAGCUAUGUAUUGUUGGCAAAAGAAUACUUACUCUUUCCCAAAAACGUGGUCAAAUUUGCAUGUUGAUCCUACAAUGGUAAAUGGAAGGCUGCUUCUCUGCACCAGUAAUUCAACUUUAUGUGGGAAGUUACCCAUUCUCCUGCAAGUACAAUCAACCCUUGAUGACUUAGCUAUCAGUUACCCAGGGUGUAGCUCACCCAGCCAUUCCUCCCACAGCCAAUCUUUUGGCUGAUCCCACCGGGCCUCAGCAUCGCAGUCAGAUGGACAGAGGGGACAGGUGGAUCUCAUACCAGGCCUUCUUGUUCCUCAUUUUCACGUUUGACAAUGGAGGAGGUUUCAUUAUCUACUGAAGAAGUGGCCAUCUGUAAAAACUGUGAGUUACGAUAACCUCACUCCAAUAUGGAACUGGUUGAGUUCUGCCUGCUCCUGGAAAGCUGACCCAGUGGCAGAGCCCCUACUCCAACCUCUCUGAUGACUUAGUGACAGGUCAUAGUGCCCUAAUGUUCCCUAAAAUAUCAAGACACUUGAAUUAAAAAUACAGGGCCACCCCCUCAUUGCUUAAGCCAUAUUAUAGCUCCAUGUACUGUAAAGUCAGGGAUGUACUGUGAUAUUUAAGACCACUAAUCUCAGUGGAAUUUCAGGACAUAGCGUCAGUUGGUAAAUCUUACCAGACUAGGGGCUCACUCCUCCUUAGAUUGAAGUCCAAAUAAAAGUCACCUUUGGCUCAAAGGCCACCUAUAUAUGACAAUCACAAAUAAAUUGUCACAAAAUAUCAAUGAUCUGCUCUUGCCAUGCUCAUAAUAUAACUUCAUGAAUUCAUAUCUUCAGAAAUGCUUAAUAUAAUUUAAAAGAGCAAGAGGGGUGAGGCCCUGAGUCAUUACUACCUAGUGACAUCAGCAGGCACCUCGUAGCUGGAGGUGCAGAAAGUGGGCACAUGCCAGCCAGCCCUCGUGCCGAGCAGGUGCCAGCUCUCGUUGUUCUUGUAAGAGCAAGAAGGAGCAGCAUGAAAGAAAUAAUGACUUCAUAUACUUGAGGAUUUCCCCCUUAGAUUUUCAGUAAUUUCCUUGUAAGUAACGAUGGAAAAGAAGAAAACUAGAAAGUCAGAAUCAUAAUAAAUAAAAUCCUAACACUGCAUCCAAAUCUUUGGCUGAUAAAUAUCACCACCUCAUACCUCCACUUAUUUGUACUUAAAAUGAAGAUAAUAGUGAAUGUUCUUAAGUACAAAAUAUUCAAUAGAUUUAAAAAAUGGAAUCACUAUUGUCAUCAACAACAAACCGGAUGACUGUUUCAUCCACACCUUGAUGUUAUGUCUGAAGGCAAUCAAUAGUUACCAAAAAGUAAUUAUUAUGUAUCAACUAGGUAAUGAGAUGAACAGGGAGAAAUAUAGCAGGAGCACUCGGUCCCAGGACCCCUCCCCUCUGCAGAGUGCGCCUCAACACACAGCGCCCCCCAAACUAGGAAUCAGUGUUUCAGCCCAGACAUGGUGUCACCCCACCACAGCACCAUGAACGCACUGCACUACCAGUAGGUUACUGCUCUUUUUAAGUUACUGCUUUCAAAUCCUGAAACAUGUCCCUAGUUCUAUACGGUCAUUCCACUUCCCUGGAAGUCGCUGAGAAGCAGAUUAGGACCCGCUAGUGGGUGUUUCGCUGUCUCUGUGGACUCCGCAGUGUUUGGUUUCGGUACCUGAGCUAUCUGGUGGGUUCCUCGUAGGCACAGAGCAGCCCCUUCCCUCGCCCUGCAGCUCAAUGAUGCCCUGGACAACAUCCCUUCCUCCUCUACUGCAGCCAAAGUAAUCAUUGUAACAAUGGGAUUACUGAUACCGCUAAGAAAGGAGUGUCCCAGGGAUAGCAAUAGGAACUGUCUGCCUCUGGUACAGAAUAUAUUAGUAGUAGGUGAGCGCUCUUCACCCUGAAAGCUUAUGCCAGGUUGCAUGAAUAGAAAUUAACAUUAAACUCCUGUGGACAAGUAAUAUGUAGAUUUUUGCUGAAAUAGACUGAAGCUCAUUAAAACGUAUUCAGUGCAAUGGUAGAUAAAUAUAUACAGACUAGAGAAAUAAUAACUGUGAUCUUUUUUUUUACACCAUUACUGGAAGCACCCAAACAUGAACUGGAGUUCCCUCUGAACAAAACCAUCAUCAGAUCUUCAACGUGUGACCUCUAAUCUAGGUGCCAAGCAACACUUACUUACACACCUGAGAAAUGCAUUGUGGAAGCUGUAAUCCUGGACCUGAACCAUGAAACAAACGAAAGGGACAUUGUGACCAAUCAAGCUGAUGGAGGAAAAGCACAAGAUUCAACAUCAACCUGAAGUUAGGAUCCCAAAGAAAUGCUGAAUUUAUAGCAAAAAAAAAAAAAAAUCAAUGACAAAUCAAAUAACAAACCCAAUGAGAAUACCUGACAUCCAGAUCCACGGACGAAGGACAGGGAAUAAAUGACAGUCUCUAGCUGUGUCACACUAUUCCAGUGUUUGAAUCCCAAUCAGCACCCGUUCGCCUUCACCGACUCGGCUUUCCAUGGCGCAGCAGCUUGGUCCUGGUCCCCGCCUCCCGCUCUGCGCCGGCGGCCGGACGCGAACCACGGAAGGGAAGCUGGGGUGCCGAGGGAGGAAACGUUUUUUCAUGGAGAACUCAGAAACUGAAGUGUUUAUAUUCAGAACCAGAUGAGCUUCAACAUGAAUUUGCAUCUUGCCUCUGUACCGCUUGCUAUUUUUUAAUGAUAGGAGAAAGCAUAUCAGUUUAUUUUAAAUAUAAAAUAUAUUGCUAUAUUACAAAAUAUAUUGUAACUUUCAGUUAACGUUUUGUAUCAACUGGUCUUUGGCAGGCCGAGUGUCCGCCUGCUGCCCAGCCGCUGUUUCUGAGUACACAUCACCGCUAGCGGUGCCGACCCCAGAACAGGGUCCUCAGACCUGACUAUUAGAGACAAAAGAGCAUUAUUCCAAGCCCAGAAGAAUCAUUCUACCCUAAAUUCUACCAAGCCAUUCCAGAAGAGGGUUUUAAAAGCCAUCACUCCUUUCGUAGCCGUACGAAGCCAGUUUAAUCAAAGUGCAGGCUCUUUCUAUGUAAAGCCAAGGCCCUCAUUACAUGAAUUAUAUGUCUCCAACUCAGCCGACCAGUUUUUCCUUUGUCGGUGUCAGAUUUGGGCAUAAGGAAGAGUAUCAUUCUCCGGUGACACAAAAGACUCACAGUUCUAGGCAUUGCGAUUUUCUCUGAGUCAGAGUAGACAUGGGCACUCGGCUGCACCGGGCCCAGCGGGAGCCCGUGUGUGCAUGUGCUUUUCUGAAUGGCAGUGGCAGCGCCUCGAGGGGAGCAGGGGGCGAGGUGCCCACUGUGUACCCGCAGCGGGGAGCACGGCUCCUAAGGGAAUGACGGAGGGGGCGGGACAGCACAGCAAGACCCCACAAGGGCUUCCUUUUCUAUUAGUUUACUCUAGUUGGGAGGAAAGAAAGAGCUCAAUCUAGAUGUUUUCCUUUAUUGGCAAAAUUGGAGGAAAUUCUCUGCUUAAGCAACUAUGAAAUUCAUUGCCCUCCUCCGAUCAGCCGAGACACAGAGAAUUUCUCCCUUCCUUUGAGUGACAGAGGGGCUAGAUGAGAACCAGCUACGUAGGUUAUGGAACAAAGAUUUCCUGGAAGCUACGGGCCUCCUCCCGAGGAGGGCGCUCGCUCAAUAGCAUCACUUCGGGGUGACAUUAUCCGAGUGCAAACCAUGUAGCAUCAGAGUCGAGUCAACUGAGUGUGCUCAUCUCUUCCUUUCACAAACCCUGGAAACACACACAGACAGACUGGCAGUGCAGAUCAGCGGGGCUUCUCCUGGGAGAAAGGCUGGAGUCCUCUUAAACUUCCAUUUAUUUGAGCCGAAAUGUACACAAGGCUUGGUCCUCAAUGGUGUUAGUUAUUCAUGUUCCCCGAAGGACAAAUAUCUGAGUGCCCAGCCUCAACCUGCACAUGCAGCUGAGACCGGCCUUGCACGCACGUUGCCCGCACUUGCUCCGAUUGAACUGCCUUCCCUCGGGUCUGCACUGCCCCUCUGUUGCACGUAGGCUGAGCUCUACCAAAGCCAUGAGAACUCCAGGGCACCUGCUUUCGGCAGGGUUCUCGCCACUGGGUAAUGGAAAUCAGUUUAUUCUCAGUUUUAUAAUUGACUGAUGAAUGUACUGGUGGUAAUUUAUUUGUCUCUUUAUAUUUUUCUGUCACUAAAUAGAACUGAACUGUCUUUUUUGCUAAGAGUCGGACUAAGACUCUUACAUCUCUAGAAAGGGAGUGUAUUCUAAUGUUCCCCUCAAGGUUACUAUUCAGUCUAGGUCAAGGAAACCAAUGGACAUUCCUGACUUGAGGAAAGCAGACGUCUUGACAAUGAUUCAGGUGUGUGGUUGCUCACUGACCAUCGCUACUCAAGGUGUGGGCCGCAGGCCAGCAGCAUCAGUACCACCUGGCUCUGCUGGUUAGCAAUGCAGGGCCUCAGGCUGCACACCAGACCCACAGCAUCAAGUGCGGUGCCUUCGCACGGUCUUCAGUGGUCUGUGGACACAGUAAAUACUGAGAAGCACUGGCCUUCCCACCCAGCACUCAUGAUCGACCUCCUCAGUAAUCAGAAAAUUGAACCAUUUCUUCCUUUUGCAGAAUUAUUUGAUGAAGUACAUUGUCCCGUGUGACCAUAAGGUUAAAAACAAAUCCACCUUAAAAUUCUACUUGAGGUCAUAUAGCUUGGGUGGUGCGCGAAAGAGAGUGUCUUUCUCCAGUCUAAUUUUAUAAAGCUCGCUUCAUAGCUUUGAGCCACCUCAGAGCCCCUGGUCAGGGUUUUCACUGUGGCCAGUGCUGGCAGGUGACCCCUCAGGGCAGGUGCCGGGAAGGUCUGCUCAGCCCAGUGCAGACACAGGGCCCCUUCCCUGGGAAACCCCCUCCCGGCAGCGGGAACUCUCCUCCCAGGAGGAAACUAGGAAGGAGUUAGUCUAACCAUCCAGAAACAUUCCUGAUCUCUUCUUAAACCAACUCCCUUAUACAUUACAGCAACCAGGGACACUCUGAGGUGAGCAAGGAAAGAUAGGAACUGUGAUAUUGGCGCCAAAAUUGAUAUGUACCCAGAAACAGUUAUGUUCUAAAUUAAUGGCUUUAACCUGUUCAUUGUAAAAAGUGCCUUGGACUUCAAUCUAAAGAGGUCAGUAUAAAUAUAUGUGUGUGUGUGAUGUAUGUAGGCAGAUAUUUACAUAUGUAUACAUACAUAGGUGCACACACAUAUACCUGCACAUUCAUAUAUAAUAUAUACAUACAGAUAUAAACGCUUCAUAAUAUAUUAUAUUGCUGUUUGCAGCUCCAUUUCUUUUGUCUGUUAUGUUUAUUUGUUCAGUGAGAUCUUUACAUAGAGAGGUUCUA
This is a messenger RNA of Artibeus jamaicensis (Jamaican fruit-eating bat), 10124 nucleotides long. RefSeq names its product potassium calcium-activated channel subfamily N member 3 (gene KCNN3). Bases 305 to 2482 code for a protein of 725 amino acids. The record is from RefSeq and is a predicted model, not a curated record. Gene Ontology annotation, molecular function: small conductance calcium-activated potassium channel activity; calmodulin binding. NCBI's taxonomy places the organism in Eukaryota, Metazoa, Chordata, Mammalia, Chiroptera, Phyllostomidae. Gene Ontology annotation, cellular component: neuronal cell body; plasma membrane; neuron projection. The transcript has 9 exons. Gene Ontology annotation, biological process: potassium ion transmembrane transport.